GUUACGGGGCUGCUCUCAGCCGGUACGGACCAUAAGGAUGCCUGGGUACGGGACAACGUCUACAGCAUCCUGGCCGUGUGGGGCCUGGGGAUGGCUUAUCGGAAGAACGCAGACCGGGACGAGGAUAAGGCCAAAGCCUAUGAGCUCGAGCAGAACGUUGUGAAGCUGAUGCGGGGACUCUUACAGUGUAUGAUGAGACAGGUUGAUAAGGUAGAGAAGUUCAAACGCACGCAGAGUACCAAAGACUGCCUACAUGCCAAGUAUAACUCUGCAACUUGUGCCACUGUGGUUGGGGAUGACCAGUGGGGGCAUCUACAAGUAGAUGCAACUUCCCUUUACCUGCUCUUCUUGGCACAGAUGACUGCAUCAGGGUUACGUAUUAUCUUCACCCUCGAUGAAGUCACCUUUAUUCAGAAUCUUGUUUUUUACAUAGAAGCUGCCUACAAAGUUGCUGACUAUGGAAUUUGGGAACGUGGUGAUAAGACAAACCAGGGCAUCCCUGAACUGAACGCCAGCUCCGUAGGGAUGGCCAAAGCUGCUUUGGAAGCAAUUGACGAACUAGAUCUUUUUGGAGCUCAUGGAGGACACAAGUCAGUGAUUCAUGUUCUUCCUGAUGAAGUAGAACAUUGUCAGUCUAUUCUGUACUCCAUGUUGCCAAGGGCAUCCACAUCUAAGGAGAUAGAUGCUGGCCUUCUCUCUAUUAUUUCUUACCCAGCUUUUGCAGUGGAAGAUCUAAACCUUGUUAAUGUAACCAAGAGUGAAAUCAUAUCCAAAUUGCAGGGUCGCUAUGGCUGCUGUCGCUUUCUCCGAGAUGGUUACAAGACACCCAGAGAGGAUCCAAGCAGGCUGCACUAUGAUCCUGCUGAGCUCAAACUUUUUGAGAAUAUUGAAUGUGAGUGGCCAGUAUUCUGGACAUAUUUCCUAAUCGAUGGAGUAUUUAAUGAGGACAAAAUUCAGGUGCAAGAGUAUAGAGAGGCUCUGGAAGGAAUACUGAUUAGAGAGAAGAACGGAAUAGUGCUAAUGCCCGAACUGUAUGCAGUCCCUUCAGAAAAGGUGGAUGAGGAGUAUGAAAAUCCUCACUCAGUGGAUCGUGUCCCAGUUGGAAAAUUGCCUCAUCUAUGGGGCCAGUCGUUGUAUGUCCUUAGCUGCCUGUUAGCAGAGGGAUUUCUUGCUGCGGGUGAAAUCGAUCCGUUAAACAGGAGAUUUUCCACUGGUUUUAAGCCUGAUGUUGUGGUACAAGUAACUGUUUUGGCAGAAUCUAAUCAAAUUAAGAAUCUCUUGCAAGACCGUGGAAUCAAUGUUCAGAGCAUUUCUGACAUCCACCCACUCAGAGUGCAGCCAGCUCGCAUCCUGAGUAACCUCUACACCAUGCUGGGCCGGAACAAGAACAUGAAAUUAAGUGGACGGCCACACCGACAUAUUGGAGUGUUAGGCACCUCUAAGCUGUACGUGAUAAGAAAUCAAAUAUUUACUUUUACUCCUCAGUUUACUGACCAGCAUCACUUCUAUCUGGCUUUAGACAAUCAGAUGAUUGUGGAGAUGCUCAAGACAGAGCUGGCUUACCUCACUUCUUGUUGGAGGAUGACAGGGAGGCCAACCCUGACAUUUCCCAUCACCCACACAAUGCUUG
This is a messenger RNA of Apaloderma vittatum (bar-tailed trogon), 1630 nucleotides long. Its product is annotated as phosphorylase b kinase regulatory subunit alpha, liver isoform-like. The record is from RefSeq and is a predicted model, not a curated record. The transcript has 15 exons. Gene Ontology annotation, cellular component: phosphorylase kinase complex. NCBI's taxonomy places the organism in Eukaryota, Metazoa, Chordata, Aves, Trogoniformes, Trogonidae. Gene Ontology annotation, biological process: glycogen metabolic process. The annotation marks the transcript as partial. Gene Ontology annotation, molecular function: calmodulin binding.